AUGGAGCUGCAGUACAACUCCUUCUACAACCACGCUCUGUGGAAAGACCUGGCCUUCACCGAGGACUGCUCCCUGUCCGUCAGCAGCACCACCUUCCUCAUCAUCGCCUACAGUAUGGUGCUGGCCGUGGGACUCAUCGGAAACUGUAGCCUUGUUUACGUCAUCACACGGCACAAGGAGAUGCGUAACGUGACCAACAUCCUCAUCGCCAACCUCUCCUGCUCCGACAUUCUCAUGUGUAUCUUCUGCCUGCCUGUUACAAUCAUAUACACAUUAAUGGACCAUUGGAUUUUAGGAAACGCCAUGUGCAAGCUCACCCCUUUCAUUCAAUGCAUUUCAGUCUCCGUGUCCAUCUUCUCUCUCGUUCUCAUUGCGAUGGAGCGCUACCAGCUCAUAGUCAACCCCACCGGUUGGAAGCCCACGGUCUUCCAGUCCUACGUGGCUGUGGGGGGCACUUGGGUGGUUGCCUGUCUGAUUUCUGUGCCCUUUUUGACCUAUCACGUCUUGACAUUGCCAUUCCAGAACCUAACCAUUCCUCUUCCGCUCGGCGACCAGCUUGUUUGUAUGGAAAAGUGGCCCUCAAUCGCGAUGAGACGAGCCUACACCACCUCCUUAGUUGUUUUUCAGUACUUCCUUCCUAUUGUCCUAAUAAUCAUCUGCUAUCUACACAUCUACUUACGCUUGAGGAGGAGAAAGGAGAUGGUGGAGCGGAGCGGCAACAAUACGCACAAGCGAAACAAAGGCGCAACGCGGAUUAACAUCAUGCUGACGGCGAUAGUGGUGGCGUUUGCGCUGUCCUGGUUGCCUCUCAAUAUCUUCAACACGGUUUUUGAUUGGGACUACGAGGCUCUGCCCACUUGUAGCCAUGACAUGAUCUUCUCUUUCUGCCAUCUCGCGGCCAUGGCAUCGACCUGCGUCAACCCGAUCAUCUACGGCUUCCUCAACAGCAACUUCCAAAAGCAGCUCAAGGCCACCAUAUUGAGAUGCCGCUGUUGGGCUGUGACCGAGACAUACGAGAACGUCCCACUUUCCACAGUCAGCACGGAGGUCACCAAGGCUUCCAUGUUGAGCAAUGGGUCCAUCAGCCCCAAUACCUAA
This is a messenger RNA of Knipowitschia caucasica, 1098 nucleotides long. NCBI's taxonomy places the organism in Eukaryota, Metazoa, Chordata, Actinopteri, Gobiiformes, Gobiidae. The record is from the annotation of a GenBank genome assembly.